CCCCAAGAGGCCGGGGUGCGCAUCACUCUUUGGAUAGAAGGUCAAAAGGCAGAACCAGAGAGGGUGGAGUCAGAGAAUCCAAACCUAGGGUAAAUAAAGGGAGUGCAUUUCCGGUCCUAGGCCCUGGGACCUAGAGACUCCCGCCUCCCAGAGGCCCCACAACAGAGUGCUGAGUCACGCUGACUGACUGCUGGCGCUCUGCAAAACCUCCCUGUGCUGUGUCCCUGACGCUGCGGAGACUCUACGGCGGGCGGCCGCGGCUUCCCUCCUGGGCCUGUGCUACAGCGGACUCCACACCAAAACGUUUCUUUAUAAACUUCAAAAUGGCAUCCUCUAAGAAGGUUACUCUCUCAGUGCUGAGUCAGGAGCAGUCAGAGGGGGUUGGAGCUCGGGUCCGAAGAAGCAUUGGCAGACCUGAGUUGAAAAAUCUGGAUCCAUUUUUACUGUUUGAUGAGUUUAAAGGAGGAAGGCCGGGAGGGUUUCCUGAUCACCCACACCGAGGUUUUGAAACAGUAUCUUACCUUCUGGAAGGGGGCAGCAUGGCCCAUGAAGACUUCUGCGGGCAUGUUGGUAAAAUGAACCCAGGAGACCUACAGUGGAUGACUGCAGGCCGGGGCAUUCUGCAUGCUGAGAUGCCCUGCUCAGAGGAGCCAGCCCAUGGUUUACAGCUGUGGGUGAAUCUGAGACGCUCAGAAAAGAUGGUGGAGCCUCAGUACCAGGAACUGAAAAGUGAAGAGAUCCCGAAACCCACCAAGGAUGGCGUGACAGUUGCUGUCAUUUCAGGAGAAGCCUUGGGGAUUAAGUCUAAGGUUUACACACGCACACCAACCUUGUAUCUGGACUUCAAGUUGGACCAAGGAGCAAAGCAUUCCCAGCCUAUUCCUAAAGGGUGGACAAGCUUCAUUUACACUGUCUCUGGAGAUGUAUAUAUUGGACCUGAUGGAGCUCAGCAAAAGAUAGAACCCCAUCACACAGCAGUGCUUGGAGAAGGUGACAGUGUCCAGGUGGAAAAUAAGGACCCCCAAAAAAGCCAUUUUGUCUUAAUUGCUGGGGAACCAUUAAGAGAACCAGUUGUCCAACAUGGUCCAUUUGUGAUGAACACCAAUGAAGAAAUUUCUGAGGCCAUUCUUGAUUUCAGAAAUGCAAAAAAUGGUUUUGAGGGGGCCAAAACCUGGAGGUCAAAGAUUGGAAACCUGUAAAGAGCUGAAAUUCUGCCAUUUGGAUGGACUGACCAUUCAAAUUUCCAAAGCUGGUUUAGCUGAUGCUUCUAAAGAAUUUUACAUUAGGCUGGGUGGUGGUAGCUCAUGUCUUUAGUUCUAGCACUUGGGAGGCAGAAACAUGUAGCUCUCUGAGUUUGAAGCC
Onychomys torridus (southern grasshopper mouse) is the source of this 1362-nucleotide messenger RNA. It is a transcript of the gene Pir, whose product is annotated as pirin. Gene Ontology annotation, molecular function: quercetin 2,3-dioxygenase activity. Gene Ontology annotation, biological process: monocyte differentiation. Gene Ontology annotation, cellular component: nucleus. Bases 324 to 1199 code for a protein of 291 amino acids. NCBI's taxonomy places the organism in Eukaryota, Metazoa, Chordata, Mammalia, Rodentia, Cricetidae. The record is from RefSeq and is a predicted model, not a curated record. The transcript is spliced from 10 exons.